Messenger RNA from Lactuca virosa, 726 nucleotides. The record is from the annotation of a GenBank genome assembly. NCBI's taxonomy places the organism in Eukaryota, Viridiplantae, Streptophyta, Magnoliopsida, Asterales, Asteraceae.
AUGGGAGAUGAUGAAACAGUCGUUUCUCAAACAUCAGCUGUCGAUGAUUAUUCAUCUCCUUCUUAUUCCGCCUCUGAUUAUGAUAAUAUAACCUUUGAUAUUACUGGAAAGUCAGAGGCUACAGAUGUUGGUCAACAGGUUCCAUCUACUGCCUCACAAGAUGUUAGUGAGAAUGGAGUUGGUUCAUAUAGUGUUCAUACUUCUGCAUCUACACAACAAUUGGUGGAUAUUUCUGGUAUAUCUUCAUGGCUUUUACAUUCUUUAUUAUUUUUAAUUUUGGGUCUGACUUUUGAGAUUAAUGCAACAUUAUCUCCUGAAGAAGACCGAUUGUGGAACAUGGUAAAAGCCUAUUCACUGGAUUUUAAUGCAUGGACUGCACUAAUAGAGGAGACAGAGAAAACAUCAGAGGCCAAUGUGUUGAAGAUCAGGAAAGUUUAUGAUGCAUUUUUGGCUGAAUUUCCUCUGUGUUAUGGCUACUGGAAGAAGUUUGGAGCAGAUGCGAUGGAAAUAGUUGCUUUGUGGACAAAAGGGCUAUGCGUUGAGAUUUCACAAAGACAAUUACAAAAUCAGCAUAAUGAUAUUGAUGAUGACUCUGUCUCUGAGUUUGUUAGUCAAGAUUUAGCAGGAUGGAGUGUUGUUGAUGUUGGAACAACCAAUGGGCUGCUUCUUCAAGAGCUUGCUAAACAAGGGUACAUUAUUAUAACAAUACAUAAUUCCUCCUUAUAG